UCCAGAUAGAGCUUGAAAUUUUGUAAUAUUCUGCGUUCUCAACAUUCUUGUGCUUAUCAGCAUUUUCUGAUGAUAAGGUAACGCAUUCUACGCAUGGUUUCAUUUCGUAAGUUAAAAGUUAGUUAAAAUACACGAGUGAUAGUGGUUUUACUAUGAAAAGGAUGUCUACAACAGCAACUCCCGAAGAGUAUCAGGAAGCGAUGGCUAAAGUGACGUUGGUGGAACGUAAUCCGUGUCCAAAUGGAACACAAAUCGUCAGCCUUUACCGAAGCGGCCGCCGCGAAGCUGAAGACAUAGUCGCACUGGCGAGGGAAAUUCAAUCGGCUGAGAUUCAAGUCAAGAAUAAUGCCUGUGCGAAGCUGUUGGUCAUUGCGGAACAGGUGAAAUUCCUUCAGGAACAAGCGCGCAAGAUUUUGGAAGAGACACAGUCAGCACAGGAUUUGCACAAUGCGGCUUGUAAUUUUAAGAAAAUUCCCGGACACGUGUACCAUCUGUACAAGCGGGACUCUGGCCAGACAUACUUCAGUAUGUUAUCGCCGGAGGAGUGGGGACCGAACGGAUGCGUCCAUUCGUAUCAAGGUAGCUAUCGUUUGGAGCACGACCAAACGUGGACAGCAACUGAAAAGCUGCAGGAAGUGAGUAACCAACUCAAGUGGGCGAGGAACCUGCUGGAUUCGUCUGGGACCAAACGAGCAAAUUUAUUGGCACUAGAAAGUUCUGAUAUGGAAGCUAUGGAAACGUUGAAGCUCGAGUUGAAGUAAUUUUGCGAUGCAACAGCCAUUCCAAUACGCAUGGUGUGGCCCCUGUUGAUGUGAAAAUUUUAUGUUAUCAUACGACGGCUCCAAACUCAGACAUGUCUAAAUGCAGCACAAAACUGAGAU
Molecule: messenger RNA, 881 nt
Organism: Armigeres subalbatus
Lineage: Eukaryota; Metazoa; Arthropoda; Insecta; Diptera; Culicidae
Exons: 2
Coding region: 153-761 (202 amino acids)
Source: RefSeq, a predicted model, not a curated record